Messenger RNA from Brugia pahangi, 633 nucleotides. The record is from the annotation of a GenBank genome assembly. Lineage: Eukaryota; Metazoa; Nematoda; Chromadorea; Rhabditida; Onchocercidae.
AUGAAAUUCUAUUUUCUGCUCAUCUUCCUAUGGUUAUCAGGUUUCGUAAUAUCGCUAGUAGAAUUUCAUUAUUGCAUCAAAAUUUUUAAUGUAUCAAACUUCAAAUGGUCAUUUAAUUGUACCAAAAGAACGCCAGAAAGUGGAGCUGUGUUUAUGAAAAUUCGUUAUGCAUGGACUCUUGCGAUACCCAUUGCGAUGUUCGCAAUUUAUAUUCUAAUAUUCUGCAGUAUGCGUAACAAACGGAAGAAUGUUUCGAAUUUGUGCAUGGUGAACGGAUAUGAGCACAAGAAAACGAUUGCAACAAGCAAAUAUGAACGAAUGAUGUUGAUUCAGGCAGUGUUUGUUUGUGGUGCAAUGGAAAUUCAAAUUUUCUGUUUCAACUUCCUGUCGAAACUUACCAUCAAACUGGUAGGCAAAGAAGUUGAAAUUUUCGUCAAUAUUUUGACCAACUGUUUUGUAAUUUUCAAUGCUGCUGUAUUGCCUACAGCCAAUUUAAUUUUCGUCAAACGAUUUCGUGAGAGAGUGAAAAAGACAUUUAUAAAAUUACUAUUCAAAAUUAAGGCAGCGCAAAGCAGGUCCACUGUUGUGCCAAUUACUUCAAUAACAACUAAGAAAACUCAUCGAAUUUCUUAG